Molecule: messenger RNA, 793 nt
Organism: Dioscorea cayenensis subsp. rotundata (Guinea yam)
Lineage: Eukaryota; Viridiplantae; Streptophyta; Magnoliopsida; Dioscoreales; Dioscoreaceae
Product: chaperone protein dnaJ 8, chloroplastic
Exons: 3
Coding region: 94-552 (152 amino acids)
Source: RefSeq, a predicted model, not a curated record
ACAAAACCUUUUUUUUUUUAGGAAAAAAAAUAAUAAUAAAAUUCUCAAUUUUUCCCCAUCUAUUCUUUGAUUGCAUCCAUCUUCGGUUUAGCGAUGGCGGCGGUGGCGAUGGGCAUGGCGGUGGGCAGCGGGGCAUCUGCGGGUGAUGGGCCGAGGAGGAGAGGGAGAUCGGAGAAGAGAGGGAGAGUGCGGUGUGCGGCGACGGGGAGCUUGAUGGAUCAGUAUAGGAUGUUGCGGAUCCAGCCGGGGGCGUCUGAGAAGGAGGUGAAACAAGCUUUUAGGAAGCUUGCGUUGCAGUAUCAUCCAGACGUUUGCAAAGGAAGCAAUUGUGGUGUUCAAUUUCAUCGGAUUAAUGAAGCAUAUGAUGUUGUGAUGAGCAGCCUGAGACAGUCAGAGGAUGACCAGCAAUUUUCAGAAUGGAGCGACGAUGGGGACUGCGAUGAUUCGAUGAGAGGGAUGUAUGAUCCAAACUGGGACUUGUGGGAGGAAUGGAUGGGAUGGGAAGGAGCUGGAAUUAGAGACUACUCCUCACACAUCAACCCUUACAUCUAAAUGAAUCCCUUCUUCAAAAAUUCCAAUUGAGUCUGUGUUGGUGUAAGAGACCUUUGUGAAAGGGCUUAAUGGGAUGUACAUAUGUUCUUAUUCUCAUUCUAAAAUGUCAAUUUGAUAAACAAUAUGUAUAUAUAUGUGUAUAUUAUUACAGGGCUCUUGUGAUUUUUUCCCUUGUUUAUGGUGGGGAGAUGUCCAUUGCCUCUGGAUUUCUGAAUAUUAUGAGAAAUGGUUCAAUUGAUGA